CUUACUUAAGUGAGGAGCGGCAUCCGACCUAUCUUCACUGCUGCGCCGCCGGAUUAGAAUUUGAUCUCAUAGUUAGUGCAAUCGAGAAGAUGAUACUGCUCAAUGCUGGCUUACUCACUGGAUUUUGAGUUUCAUACAGCAAUGGGGGAGAGUGCGGCUUACAAGGAAUACGUCGCCGGUAUGCUGGCUGGAGUUGCCACUGUCAUUGUUGGUCAUCCAUUCGAUACUGUCAAGGUGAAGCUGCAAAAAUAUAAUACAGACGCUAAUGGGAUUAAGUACAGGAGUGGUUUGCAUUGUACUACAAGAAUAUUGAAGACGGAAGGAUCUUUACUGCUAUUUUGGCAGGUUAAAGGACUCUAUCGUGGUGCAACGUCGUCUUUUGUUGGAAUGGCCUUUGAAAGCUCACUUGCCUUUGGAAUCUAUUCCCAGACAAAACACUUUCUUCAGGGAAAACCAGAAAGUGGAAAGCCGCAGCUUCUUGCCAUACUUCCUUCAGGAGCUUUUGCUGGAGGUUUUAUUAGCUUUAUACUUUGCCCAUCUGAGCUGGUAAGAAUGCAAGUGCAAGGUGCUGACUCGAUCCUUCAAAGUUCAAGUCGAUACAGCAGUCCUGUUGAUUGUGCCCUUAAAACUGUUAAAAGCGAAGGGCUUACAGGCCUUUACCGUGGAGGAGGUGCCACGUUUUUUAGAGAAUCUAUUGGAAAUGCUGUCUUCUUUAGCACUUAUGAGUAUGUGCGCUAUUACAUGCAUAAAUCACUCAGAGAUGCCUCCUCUAAUCUAACCCAUGUGAUUGAUGUCGGAGUUGGGAUUGUUAGUGGCGGCCUUGGUGGGAUAGCCGUAAGUGUUCCAAUGUUGGUCGGCUGUUCUGCCAUUAGAUGUUGCAAAGACCAUAAUUCAAACUUCACCGGAGAAGAACCAUACAAGAAAUCCAGUCCAGAUUCUAGAAUUGGAGAACUGGAAUCAGAGGAUGCUAUACGGGGCUUGGUCCUACAAUAGUUAGAGCAUUUCCAGCUAAUGCUUCUGCUAUUGUCACAUGGGAACUGGCUAUGAAAAUUCUGGGGAUCAAGCGUGAUUAACCACGGUGUCCAUCGGAAGACAUAAUUGCUGAUUCUGUUUCUGGUCACUCUAGAAGAGAUGGCGAUACUUUUUAUCGAUCUGUAGGCGUGGAUGUAUUUCCGAGUCUGUAUCAUGGUGUGAUUUUGAAUACUGGUUGCAUCUCUUACUCAGUUGCUGGUGACUGCUAGUAUUUCUUCUCUGGAUAUCAGCCAGGACAUUGAGGAACCAAACCUGCUACACUGCUGGCAGAAACGUUGUCUCAAGCCGUAGAGAAGAACCACUGCAGCCUUUGCAUGAAACUCGCAAACUUUAUGUCGACGAUGGUAAGGCUUGGCGUCAGCCAUAUCAGCAGUGCAGUCUUCUGCCUGACAAGAACGCUGUGUUGAUCCUCCUGUGCUAGAUACUCUUCUUUUGGAGGGGGUCAGUGCUCCUUUUUUCUUGUUAUCUUCUCCGGUAUCUUCAUCGCAUUCACCUUCCUCGUCGAGUUCAGGUUCCUGGAGGAUCCGCUUCCCUUCUUCCUUGCUGAUUUCCAUUCCUUUGCCGUAGAAUCUUGGAGAGUGAAUGCCCGAAGAAUAGUAACCAAGUGAAGAAAGGUGAAUAAGUCGAGCUUGACUGGUGGAAAAGAAGAGCAGAAAUAGGCCAGGACCACAGGUACUGAUGCCAUCUUUUCUUUCUUUUUUCCUUGAAUGCGUAGUCUAAUUCUGUACAAAACAAUAUUUGGUGUUAAAGCAUGCUAAAGUAUGUGAUGGUAGAGGGUCAUUUGCAACUCUGUUUAUGUAAAACAUAUAUUUGAGUCCACUCUUAACUCUUCCAAUAAAACUCUAAACUUCUUUC
Messenger RNA from Salvia hispanica, 1887 nucleotides. Its product is annotated as mitochondrial arginine transporter BAC1-like. Gene Ontology annotation, molecular function: L-ornithine transmembrane transporter activity. The record is from RefSeq and is a predicted model, not a curated record. Lineage: Eukaryota; Viridiplantae; Streptophyta; Magnoliopsida; Lamiales; Lamiaceae. Gene Ontology annotation, biological process: mitochondrial L-ornithine transmembrane transport.